Rattus rattus (black rat) is the source of this 4640-nucleotide messenger RNA. It is a transcript of the gene Dpysl2, whose product is annotated as dihydropyrimidinase like 2. Gene Ontology annotation, cellular component: cytosol; cytoplasm. Gene Ontology annotation, molecular function: hydrolase activity, acting on carbon-nitrogen (but not peptide) bonds, in cyclic amides. The coding region runs from base 184 to 2205 and encodes 673 amino acids. The record is from RefSeq and is a predicted model, not a curated record. The transcript has 14 exons. Lineage: Eukaryota; Metazoa; Chordata; Mammalia; Rodentia; Muridae.
GAGGGACUGCGAGGGGUGGGUCGCCGGUUCGCCAGCCCUCCAUCCUUUCUGUGCACCUUGCGGUAGGCAGGGAGUAGCAGCCGCGGCAGCAGCAAGAGGCUAGUGCACACCCAGCCAGGGAGACUUAGGGAACCACGGACGGACGGACAGACAGACAGAACCUUCCCUAGCGCACCCCCAGCCAUGGCCGAGAGAAAGCAAUCUGGGAAGGCGGCAGAGGACGAAGAGGUCCCUGCCUUUUUUAAAAACCUGGGUUCGGGCAGUCCGAAGCCGCGGCAGAAAUUCUGCGGCAUGUUCUGCCCCGUGGAAGGAUCCUCGGAGAACAAGACCAUCGAUUUCGACUCGCUUUCAGUGGGCCGGGGCUCGGGGCAGGUGGUGGCUCAGCAGCGGGAUGUCGCCCACUUGGGCCCGGACCCGCACCGGCAGAGCCGGCGUGCCAGCGGGGAGCCAUCUGUUGAAUCGGGCCGGAAGGUGGAGAUCCGGCGGGCCUCGGGCAAGGAAGCUCUGCAGAACAUCUACGAUCAGAGCGAUCGUCUUCUGAUCAAAGGUGGCAAGAUUGUGAAUGAUGACCAGUCCUUCUAUGCAGACAUAUACAUGGAAGAUGGGUUGAUCAAGCAAAUAGGAGAAAACCUGAUUGUGCCAGGAGGGGUGAAGACCAUCGAAGCCCACUCCAGAAUGGUGAUCCCUGGAGGAAUUGAUGUGCACACUCGCUUCCAGAUGCCAGACCAGGGAAUGACAUCAGCUGAUGACUUCUUCCAGGGAACCAAGGCAGCCCUGGCCGGAGGAACCACCAUGAUCAUCGACCAUGUUGUUCCCGAGCCCGGGACAAGCCUAUUGGCUGCCUUUGAUCAGUGGAGGGAGUGGGCGGACAGCAAGUCCUGCUGUGACUAUUCGCUGCAUGUGGACAUCACGGAGUGGCACAAGGGCAUCCAGGAGGAGAUGGAAGCUCUGGUGAAGGACCACGGGGUAAACUCCUUCCUCGUGUACAUGGCUUUCAAAGAUCGGUUCCAGCUGACGGAUUCCCAGAUCUAUGAAGUACUGAGCGUGAUCCGGGAUAUUGGUGCCAUAGCUCAAGUCCAUGCAGAGAAUGGUGACAUCAUUGCAGAGGAACAGCAGAGGAUCCUGGAUCUGGGCAUCACGGGCCCCGAGGGACACGUGCUGAGCCGGCCAGAGGAGGUCGAGGCUGAAGCUGUGAACCGGUCCAUCACCAUUGCCAAUCAGACCAACUGCCCGCUGUAUGUCACCAAGGUGAUGAGCAAGAGUGCUGCUGAAGUCAUCGCCCAGGCACGGAAGAAGGGAACUGUGGUGUAUGGUGAGCCCAUCACUGCCAGCCUGGGGACUGAUGGCUCUCAUUAUUGGAGCAAGAACUGGGCCAAGGCCGCUGCCUUUGUCACCUCUCCACCCUUGAGCCCCGACCCAACCACUCCAGACUUUCUCAACUCGUUGCUGUCCUGUGGAGACCUCCAGGUCACUGGCAGUGCCCACUGUACCUUCAACACUGCCCAGAAGGCUGUGGGGAAGGAUAACUUCACCUUGAUUCCAGAGGGCACCAAUGGCACUGAGGAGCGGAUGUCUGUCAUUUGGGAUAAAGCUGUGGUCACUGGGAAGAUGGACGAGAACCAGUUUGUGGCUGUGACUAGCACCAAUGCAGCCAAAGUCUUCAAUCUUUACCCACGGAAAGGUCGUAUCUCCGUGGGAUCUGAUGCAGACUUGGUCAUCUGGGACCCUGACAGUGUGAAGACCAUCUCUGCCAAGACGCACAACAGUGCUCUUGAGUACAACAUCUUUGAAGGCAUGGAGUGUCGAGGCUCCCCACUGGUGGUCAUCAGCCAGGGCAAGAUUGUCCUGGAGGACGGCACGCUGCAUGUCACAGAAGGCUCAGGACGCUACAUUCCCCGGAAGCCCUUCCCUGACUUUGUGUACAAACGCAUCAAGGCAAGGAGCAGGCUGGCUGAGCUGAGGGGGGUCCCUCGUGGCCUGUAUGAUGGACCCGUAUGCGAGGUGUCUGUGACGCCCAAGACGGUCACUCCGGCCUCAUCAGCUAAGACAUCCCCUGCCAAGCAGCAGGCGCCGCCUGUUCGGAACCUGCACCAGUCUGGUUUCAGCUUGUCUGGUGCUCAGAUUGACGACAACAUUCCCCGCCGCACCACCCAGCGCAUUGUGGCGCCCCCUGGUGGCCGUGCCAACAUCACCAGCCUGGGCUAAAGCUCCUAGGCCUGCAGGCCACGUGGGGAUGGGGGAUGGGACACCUGAGGACAUUCUGAGACUUCCUUCCUUCCAUUUUUUUUUUUUUUCUUUUUUUGAGAGAGCCUGUGAUAGUUGCUGUGGGCAGCCAGUUCCUGGGGCUUCCUCUUGGGCCCCCUGCACUCAGUCUCCCCUGGAGUUUCUGAAUUCGCUCACCCAAGUCCCUACACAGUCAUGAACACCACACCCAAGCCCAGCCACCCACCCCACACUGAGCUGCAUCCAACAUGCAGACAUGCGCCACCAUGCAGAUCCCAGCAAGGGUGCCCUUAUCACAUCCUUGGCUGUGCAGUCAGCACCUUCCUGUCACGGGGAAGAUUUAGUGAAUUACCCUGAGCUGCCUUCUUUUCUUUUUAAAAAUUUUUAAAAAUGGUUUUCUUUGUGGGACUGGGGAGGGAUGGGGGGGUGGGACUGUUUGUUUUUUUUUUAAUACUAAAUUGAAAGCCUGAUUCAAUAUUAAUCCUUGGGUCUUGAACUGGACAUCCUAAUGAUGCAAUUACUUAACCAUUAAGCUGAUUCCGAGGCUGGCAGGCUACCGCCGCCCCUCUGGAAAGGUUCCAUGUGUCUGUAUCACCCAUCCCUUACUCUUCCGGGUCAGCUGUUGAGAAGAGACUGGUUUUCUUCAUUGGCCUAGAUUUUGCAACAGAUUAGACCUUUUGAAGGUUCUCUACCAUUUUUCUGUGUCUCCGGUCUGUUCUGGCUUUUUCUUCUGCACUCUUGGAGAGAUUCAGAUGUUGGUCUCCUGGUUUGUGUUUCUUCGAGACAAUGUGCUUUUUUCCCUGGCUUUCUGUCUGUUCUCAAAGCCAGGCAUCUGAAUUUGGCCUCAGACACAGCCUGAGUGGACCCUAGUUUUGCCCCCCACUCCAUAGUUUUGUGCUAUCCUGGUGUCUGUUUAAGAUUGGUGCUAGCUGAUUCCCGUCACUAGGAGGUGGCUGAGCUUGAGGCUUGCCAGACACAGGGAUGGCCCUGAUUAUGUCACCAAUAUUGUCACAUGUGGGCCCAGAAUAGAGUCACUUGUGGUGGAAAGAGAUGGGGGGAAGAAUUAGACUGUAGGAGUAACAGUCUCCAGUUAAAUCUGUAAACCCAGUCCCCAAGCUCACAUGAGACGACCAAACUGGGACCAGUCUCUCUGUGGAGGAGCCCUGCCCAGCCUUCACCAGGAAGUGUCUUUGGGGAUUUUAGAAUGUUGGGAUUUCUCAUUGUGUGAGUGUGGUGGUCGGAGGAACAUUUCUUUUUCUUUACAGUUUUUUUUCAAAAGGUCUAACAUGAUGGGGGAAGGCUUUGCAAAGGUAGAAAUCUUUGGGAUAAUUAGACUUCAAGUCUUUUUACAAGAGGGGCAACCCUAUUUUAGGAAACAAUAUGUCGUGGGAAGAAAACUAUACAAAUGGAACCGCAUGGCCCGCUUUAGAGAUCAUGUCGCCUCUUAGAGACCAUGUCACCUCAUAUCUAUCACCCUUCCUCUUCCUGUCAUAGUGACAGGCUUUCACUAGCUGGCUUCUUUCUGUAUUUGCUGAUGUCUGUCAUACUCCUUUCCAAAUGUGUUUACAGGUCCCUGUAAGCAGUGUUAGGUCUGUAGGCUUUUAUGAAUCCAAUCUGCUUGUGUAAAACAGAGCAUCAAAAAUUAGCGAUACUUUGAGUGUCCACACAUUUUGUCUUUGGGGUUAAGGGUCGGGAUUUUGGGUUUGUUGUUAAUUUUCAUUGUUAUAAAGGUAAAUUGCACUUUUAAAAAUUGGUUGACUUAAUAUAUUUGCUCUUUUUUUUUUUCUUACCUGCGCUUAGAGAGGAAAUUUGAACAUUGGAAAACACAGUUUUUAUUUUAUUUUAUUUUUUAUUUUUUUGGUUCGUUUGUUUGGAUUUUGAGAAAUUUGCAGCUCUUCAGUAUUCACUCCCGAUGUUUCUUGUAUGGGGCCGCGGGCCUCUUGGUUGUUUUCGAGCAUUUUCUUAAAAAAAAGAAACAAGACAAACGCAACAGUUUUAAACCGGAAGAUUUCCGCAGUCCGUGUAAGCAUGUUUACCUGUUGGUUUGCUUUCUGUGUCUGUGAAAUGAAUGUCAUGUGUAAAUGCUAACCUAAGGCAACAGCGUCUCAGAACUGAGUGACUGCAGUGACUUGAUGCUCUACAUCAUUGUAGAAUUUACUGCUAGACGGUUUUAACCCUUGAACCUGUGAUUGUGACCCACGAGGGGGGACCUUUCAGUGCUAAAGCUGAUCAUGUGUGUAGCCAGAAAGGUACUUCUUUCUUUUUUCUUUUUCAAAUUUUUGUUUUAUUUUUUGUAACCACUGUCUUAAUGGCAAGAUAAUUAUGGUAAAAUACAAGUCUCGUGUUUAUUAUUCCUUAAGAAGUCUGUGUUAUAUGACCACGGAACACCCAAUAAAGCAGAGUGUGGUUGUUUCAGA